AGGGUGAGUUAGAUGUUCCAGCAGUUCAGCAGCAGCAAAGAUGCAGCUUCUCCUUUCCUCCCAGCUCUGGAUUAAUCUCCUCAUAUCUCUCUUUAUUCACACUCAGGCCUCCAAUAUCUGCACAUCUCGAGGAGCCAGCACCUGCCAGCAGUGUUUGGCGGUUCAUCAUUCCUGCGCGUGGUGCUCUCAAGAGGAAUUUGGGCUGGACGUGCCGGGCGCCUCCCGAUGUGACCUCAAGAAGAACCUUCUAGCUGCAGGAUGCAGGAGCGGAGCGCUGGAGUAUCCCAUCAGCCAGCUGCGCGUUACAGAGAACAAAACUCUCAGCGAUAAGGCCUCAGGAUCCACCACUGACGUCACUCAGAUCCAACCACAGAAACUGCACAUCACCCUCAGACCUGAUGACUCCCAGAGGUUCACGCUGCAGGUGCGACAGGUGGAGGACUACCCUGUCGACCUGUACUAUCUGAUGGACCUGUCGUACUCCAUGAAUGAUGACCUGUCUCAGCUUAGGAGACUCGGAAAGGGUCUGGCGGAGGAGAUGAGUAAAACCACCAGCAAUCUCCGAAUGGGUUUUGGGGCUUUCGUGGAUAAACCUGUGUCUCCGUACAUGUACAUCUCUCCACCAGAAGCUGUGAAGAACCCAUGCUACUCAAUCCCGUUUAAAUGCCAGCCACAGUUUGGCUACAGGCACGUGCUGUCGCUGACGGAUGAAGUGGGUCGCUUCACAGAGGAGGUGAAGAAGCAGAAGGUUUCUCGUAAUCGUGACGCUCCGGAGGGGGGAUUUGACGCCAUCAUACAGGCAGCCGUGUGUAAGGACAAGAUUGGUUGGCGGCCGGAUGCUUCCCACCUGCUGGUGUUCACUACUGAUGCUAAGACUCAUGUAGCGCUGGACGGACGCUUGGCGGGCAUUGUGCGACCUAAUGAUGGCCAGUGCCAUGUGGGCGAAGACAACGUCUACAACAUGUCUACUACAAUGGACUACCCAUCCCUUGCUCUGAUCACGGAGAAGAUGUCUGAGAACAACAUAAACCUCAUCUUUGCUGUCACCAAUCCUGUUGUACCUCUUUACAAGAAUUACAGUGAUCUAAUCCCGGGUACAGCAGUGGGAACUCUGUCUGAGGACUCACGCAAUGUCAUCCAACUGAUCCAAGAUGCUUAUGCUAAAAUUCGCUCUAAGGUUGAGCUGGAGCUCUUGAAUGUUCCAGAAGAGCUGAGUCUCUCCUUCACUGCAACGUGUCUGAAUGGGGAGGUGAUACCAGGUCUCAAGUCCUGCUCUGGACUCAAAAGAGGAGAUACGGUAUCCUUCAGCGUAGAGGCUCGUGCGAGGGGCUGCCCCAAAGAGAAGCGCAAGACUUUCACCAUCAAACCCGUGGGCUUCAAAGACGCUUUGCAGAUCACCGUCGACUUCGAGUGCCAGUGUAAGUGCCAGGCUCUGGGCGAGCCCGACAGUCCCGUGUGCCACCACGGCAAUGGCACCUACGAGUGUGGCAUCUGCAUGUGCCACCCCGGCCGCCUGGGCCCCAGGUGUGAGUGUGCGGAGGGAGACUACAGCCCCAGCGAGCAGGACACCUGCAGCGGCCCAAACAAGGUGGUGUGCAGUGGCCGAGGAGACUGUGUGUGUGGUCAGUGUGUGUGUCACAACAACGACUUCGGCAAGGUGUGGGGGAAGAGGUGCGAGUGUGAUGACUUCAGCUGCCUGAGGUAUAAAGGAGAGCUGUGCUCAGGUCACGGCACAUGCUCGUGUGGGUUCUGCCAGUGUGACCCGGACUGGUCGGGUGAGAACUGUAACUGCUCCACACGUCUGGACACCUGCAUGUCCACCACAGGCUCCCUGUGCAGCGGCCGAGGGCAGUGUGUGUGCGGCAGCUGUGAGUGUACCCAGCCCGGGGCCUACGGAUCCACCUGCGAUAAAUGCCCCACCUGCCCUGAUGCCUGCACCAUGAAGAAGGACUGUGUGGAAUGUAAGCAUUUUAAACGAGGUGCGCUAUUUGAGGACGACAGCUGUGCUCGCAUUUGCAGAGAUGAGAUUGUGCUGGUUGAUGAUCUGGUUCUCCACGACAAGAAUGCUGUGAACUGUACCUACAAGGACGAGGAUGAUUGUGUGCAGAGGUUCCAGUACUUUGAAGAUAACAGCGGGAAGUCUAUUCUGUCUGUGGUGAAAGAGCCAGACUGUCCUAAAGGCCCUGAUAUCCUGGUGGUGCUGCUCUCGGUUGCUGGCGCUAUACUGUUCCUGGGUCUCGCCGCCUUGCUGAUCUGGAAACUGCUGGUGACCAUCCACGACCGCCGCGAGUUCGCCAAAUUCGAGGAGGAGCGAGCAAAAGCCAAAUGGGACACGAGCCACAACCCUCUCUACAAAGGAGCCACGACCACUUUCACCAACAUCACCUACCGAGGAAAAGACUAACAGACCCUCACCAUCGUCACUGCAGCUGCAACCAGGCGGGAAUUUAUUAAUAACUGUAAAAAAAAAAUACUGUUAUCAUUUAUAUUUGGAGGAUGUACAUUUUCUGUCUGUAAAUAAUAAUAUGACAGGUGGUUUAAUGAAGUAUCUUGUAUUUAGUCAUCACACGUUUUGAUGAUUGCAGUCAGUGUAUUAUGCAUUCUGUGUUUUUGGUACCACUUUAAAAUAAGACUACCUUCAUAAAGGGUUUAUACAAUAGUUUAUUAAUGGUUACUAAUUAGGUAGUAAAUGCCUUAAAAAUCAUUAAUAAUCAGUUAUAACACAUAUGUUGAAAGGACAACAAUGACCUGUUGUUUGCCAAAUAGUGAACCCACAGCCAUCUAUACUGUUACCCUUUCUACGUAUGUGUUAUAACUGAUUAUUAAUGAUUUUUAAGGCAUUUACAACAUAAUUAGUAACCAUUAAUAAACUAAUUGCAAACCAUUUAUAAACCCUUUAUAAAGGUAGUCUUAUUUUAAAGUGGUACCAUGUUUUUUAUAUUGUGUGCAUCAGAACCCACUAAAUGUACUGUGUCUUAGGAGUGGAGUUUUUAAAAAAGCCUCAUUGUUUUAAUGUUUGUUUCUUUUGAGAUAAUCGCUAAUCACCAGAACACACACUACGCCUUUUCCUCAGGGUCCCUCAGGGCUUUCCUGUUAGUGGUUAUGAAUUUAUGAUGCAGUUUAAAACUAUUUUAAAUAGUAACGUGUGAUCUGGUCUCGAUCUGAUCCAGCCAUCAAAUAUACUAAUCAUUUUUAAUUGAGCUAAACUGCUGAUAAGGCACAGUUUUAUCUGAUAUAUUAGCCAGAUAAUAUACUGCUAUGAUCAAACACUGUCUCUGCUGCUCCAUGCUGUUUACACACUAAGAGCAUAAUAAUGUGCAGCGUGCACUGCUUGCA
This is a messenger RNA of Astyanax mexicanus (Mexican tetra), 3336 nucleotides long. It is a transcript of the gene itgb3b, whose product is annotated as integrin beta 3b. Gene Ontology annotation, cellular component: cell surface; integrin complex; focal adhesion. Lineage: Eukaryota; Metazoa; Chordata; Actinopteri; Characiformes; Acestrorhamphidae. The transcript has 15 exons. Gene Ontology annotation, molecular function: fibronectin binding; fibrinogen binding; integrin binding. Gene Ontology annotation, biological process: cell migration; cell adhesion mediated by integrin; integrin-mediated signaling pathway. The coding region runs from base 41 to 2404 and encodes 787 amino acids. The record is from RefSeq and is a predicted model, not a curated record.